Spirodela intermedia is the source of this 2048-nucleotide messenger RNA. The record is from the annotation of a GenBank genome assembly. NCBI's taxonomy places the organism in Eukaryota, Viridiplantae, Streptophyta, Magnoliopsida, Alismatales, Araceae.
AUGUCGCGGUGUUUCAGCUACACCGCCGCCCGGGACCGGUGGUACCGCCUCUCUUUCUCCUCCGCGGGGCUCCGGUGCGCCACCGUUGAUAUCCAUGGCGCAACCACCGUCCAGUGCUGGGUCCCCCGCUUCUCAGACCCAUGGAAGCCCUCUGUCAUUCUUAUCCAUGGAUUCGGUGCCAACGCCACUUGGCAGUGGGAUCCCCUCCUCCGUCCUCUCAUCUCCAGCUUCAAUGUUUACGUCCCUGACCUCCUUUUCUUCGGUGGAUCGUUCACGACCCGACCGGAGAGGACCGAAUCGUUCCAGGCGGACUGCGUCGUUGCGGCGAUGGACGCGCUCGGUGUACGGAGGGCGAGCCUGGUCGGGAUCAGCUACGGUGGCUUCGUGGGGUACCGGAUGGCGGCGGCGUAUCCGGAUCGCGUGGAGCGGGUGGUGCUGUGCUGCGCAGGGGUUAGCCUGGAGGAGAGGGACCUCCGGACGGGUUUGUUCGUUGUAGACGACGUGCGUGAUGCGGCGGCGAUCCUGAUACCCCAGACGCCGGUGAAUCUCCGAAAGCUCUUGGCCCUCUCGUUUGCCCGCCCGCCGAGGAGAGUACCCUCCUGCUUCCUCUCAGAUUUCAUCCAAGUGAGUAAAACGAUUUCCGGGAGCGCAUCCCUCCUCCCUUUCGCCUGGCUUGAUUCUGGACGUUUUACGGAGAAGUUCCCAGAAAAUCUCUUCUGUGUUAAUCAUCUACUUGUGAGAUCUUGUGGAAUCAUUUUGCAGCGAUUCUAGCCUGAGGUGAAAUAUAUUUCUACCAACUCGAGUUGGAGAAUUUAAAAAACUGAUUCUUUGCUUCCUCAACAAUGGGCAUCCCAGAUCUGACCAUGUCACCAGGUCCAAUCCACUUAUUUUUAAAUGGAGAUUGGAAUAUCCUCUAACUGGAUGAACUUGUUUAAGCUCUACCUAUUUUUCCUUCCAAAAUGUCUUCUUACUGUUGAAUUCUGAACGUGGAGCUUCCGGCUCAAGUCACGAUUAUCCACAGCCUUCGAAGCAGGAAGUUGCAGCCUCAUUGUAUUCACCCACACUAGGCUUUUUAUUAGAAAUAAAAUACAGAUUUGAAUUGUGAAUGGUUAUUUUUCCUUUCAAGCAAAUAGUGUAUAUUUUUUGUUAUAUGUUAAAAUAUAUCACAGAAAUGAGUAUUACGAAAGCUUCCACCCAUAAAUUCCUUCAUACCUUUCAAAAUUUAUCUUCUUUAUCAACAGGUUAUGUGCAUGGACUAUGUUGAAGAGAAGACAGAGUUGCUCCUAUCCGCCAUCAAUGACCGGAAGCUUUCUGACCUCCCGAAAAUUUCACAGGUGAGUCUUGAUUCUCCUUCAUACCAUCUUUAUCCUUGGCUGCCUGCUUCAAUAAAUCAUUCCUUCUAGUUUUUUUUUUGUUUUCAUGCUUUGUCAACGAAUUUCGCCUCUUAUACUCUAAAUGCGAGCAUAUUUCUAUCUCCAUGUCCAUCAAAGUUUGGAUAAAUGUAAGUCUCUAUUUUCAUCCAAGGCCAUUGCAUUUUUUAUUGUGUGGAGUCAAUAGUAGUGUUUUCUAAAUUUGUGCUUCUGACCCCCACGUCCAUCAAGGAUGCAUGAAUUUGAGUCUAUCUUUUCAUUCAAGGUCAAAAAUAAAGGUGGCACCAGCAGCAGCAGCAGCAGCAACGAAAGUUCCCUGAAUUUCCGUUUCGUAUGCUUUGGGCAUUCAAUAUUAUUUUCUAAAUUUUAUGCUUCUUGGCACAGCCGACCUUGAUAUUAUGGGGGGAGCAAGACCAGAUAUUUCCAUUGGAGCUGGGCCACCGACUGUGCAGGUCUGUUGGAAUUUUGCCACUAGAAUCCGUUUUCUCGACUAUAAUCUAUCUGAUUUAAUUCUAGAAACUUUUUAGGCAUCUGGAGGGAAACUCUAGGUUGGUAGUAAUCAAGAAGGCUGGGCACGCCGUCAAUAUUGAGAAGCCGAAGGAGUUCUGCAAGCAUUUGAAGUCCUUUCUGAUUGAUUCCCACCACAAUUUCCAAAUGACCAACAACAGGAUUGAAUGA